Molecule: messenger RNA, 1972 nt
Organism: Salvelinus sp. IW2-2015
Lineage: Eukaryota; Metazoa; Chordata; Actinopteri; Salmoniformes; Salmonidae
Product: C-reactive protein-like
Source: RefSeq, a predicted model, not a curated record
GAUGUAAUGAUCUGGUACUAGGAGGGAAGAGGAGUACAGACCCAUGGCAUUAAGAAUAGACAGGCGUGACAGUGAGCUAGCAUCACAAGGCUUUUCACUAGAAUAACAACCUUAAAUCAUCAUGUUGGCCUGGGUAGGAAGGUUAUGGUCUUUCCGUAUGAGACAGACUUCAGCUUCGUGGCGCUCAUCCCCCAGAAGGAAAUGGGCCUGCGCGCAUUCACUCUGUGUAUGCGUGUGGCCACCGAGCUGGAAGGUGAGCAGCAGAUCAUCCUGUUUGCCUACCGCACCACAGACUAUGACGAGCUCAACGUGUGGCGAGAGAAAGAUGGCCAUGUCGCCUUCUACCUGAGCGGCGAUGGCGCUUUCUUCCACCUGCCGCCCAUCACCACCUUCAGAACAAGUCUCUGCCUCACCUGGGAGUCCCGUACUGGGCUGGCUGCCUUCUGGGUGGACGGCCACCGCGGCACCUACCAGCUGUACAAGCCGGGCUACACUAUCCGGCCCAAGGGGACCGUCCUCAUGGGGCAAGACACGGACAAACACCUUGGCGACCUGGAGGCUUUGCAGAGCUUUGUGGGAGAGGUGACCGACCUCAACAUGUGGGACUAUCUCUUGCCGAGGAGCCAAAUCCAAGCCCUGCAUUACGGACAUAAGAUCACCAAGGGAAACAUCUUUGACUGGGCCACCAUUGAGUACCAGCUGAACGGGAAUGUGAUGGUGGUGGAUGAUGACUGACUCGGAGUGGAAUCACAAACAAGAUCCAUUUGUGUGUCUGUGCUGGACUGCUACUGACCUUUUAAGUUAAGUUUGGUGUCCUAGGUUUAGUCACGUUCACACCUUAUGCAGUCAAUGGACUAUGCUCACGCACAGAAUAUCAGUAGUUCAUAAGAAAAUAUUACUUAUAUUUUGUGAUCAUUAAAUAGUCUAUGCAAGUCAAAACCAGAUCCUUCACCAGACAGGCACAUGUAUAGACCAUGUAUAGCACUACACUCUUUCAACACAAUUCUUCUUUAGACAUUCACUAUUUAUAGAAUACUGUAGAUACAGUAUGUCCACUCACCUUCUGCAUGGAUGGUGAGAUUAACUAUAUUUUCUAAGCAUUACAUUCAWUAUGUUAAUUUAUGAAACAAGAUGCCAAAAUUGACACUUUUUUUCACAGUGGAAGUUUAUUAGUCGCCUUUUGCAACCUGCUAAUUAUCAUAAAUGUUCAGUACAAUUUACAUACAUGAUUAAAAUUAAGCUGGUAUUUAGUUACAGAGCUAAUGUAUUUUUUGCUCUCAGCAUGAUUUCAUGUUUUAUGUGGCUUUUUAUACAUUUCUCACGUGGCUGGUGAGUACUAAUUUCAGUGGAAUGUAUUGUUGAUGUACCUAAUUUAACCACAAGGUGGCAGUAUAUGCUCGAGUUUUUAUUCAGUGAGCGACGAAUAAGACUAUUUAUUUGUUUAUUUGGAUCCCCAUUAGCUUUUGCAAAGGCAGUAGCUACUCUUCCUGGGGUCCACAAAAAACACAACAUGACAAGUAACAAAACAUUGAUACACUGAUAUACAAGGACAGUCGCACAAAUAUAUAAUACAAUGAUAUACAAACAAUACAACAAACAAAAAUUAUUCAAACAUUACAACAAAAAAAUGUGUGUGUUAGAGUUUGUUGGUGUGUGUCCCCUCACACAAACAUACGAAUGGUGUGGCAUUCUUAUGCUCAAGAUUUCAAUUGCCUUUGAUACCACUAAUGAUUCAUUAUUUUUAUACUUAAUAUUUUAACUGUGCUUUGAGACAAACCAUUGCCAUAAUGUUGCCUUUGGUUAGCACACUCCCUCAUAAAUUGUCUAUGUUUAAACUGAUGUAAGAAUGCUUUUGGGUCUGAAAUUAAAUCCUGGCAUGUACAUAACUAAAAGUAUGUGUUAUUUAAGAGAAAAUAGGUAUUUUAAGUUUUUGAGCAUCCUAUUUGUAUUAUUGCCUACCUAUAAUGCCGGU